Molecule: messenger RNA, 2439 nt
Organism: Ilex paraguariensis (yerba mate)
Lineage: Eukaryota; Viridiplantae; Streptophyta; Magnoliopsida; Aquifoliales; Aquifoliaceae
Source: the annotation of a GenBank genome assembly
AUGCGGAGUUCGGUGAACAGAGAAAAAGGAAACAGCCAAUGGCAUGAUAAAGAGAAGAAUGAGCUGGUACAAGAAAAGAAAUACAAGCCUAAAGCUAUAGCAGACGGUGCGUGCAACCAAAAGAAGAAUAAGCAUGGGAAAAAUGUUAAGAAUAUUAUCACUUCUUUUUAUAAGAUUAUUUUGAAAGAUUGGGAGUUGAGUUCAUUAAUCAGAAAGAUGAACGGGGCUGUGCUAGUGGCUAUUGCUGCCACAAUUGGCAAUUUUUUGCAAGGUUGGGAUAAUGCAACCAUUGCAGGAGCUGUUGUCUACAUAAAGAAGGAGCUUACUUUAGAGACUACUAUAGAAGGUCUCGUCGUGGCAAUGUCACUCAUUGGAGCCACACUUAUCACAACUUGCUCAGGGCCCAUAUCAGAUUGGAUUGGUCGGCGUCCAAUGCUUAUCCUCUCAUCUAUGUUCUAUUUUUUAAGUGGUUUGAUAAUGUUGUGGUCGCCUAAUGUCUAUGUCCUGCUUGUAGCAAGGCUACUAGAUGGAUUUGGUAUUGGUUUGGCAGUUACUCUGGUCCCUUUGUACGUAUCUGAAACUGCCCCUUCAGAAAUAAGGGGAAUGCUAAAUACUCUUCCACAAUUUGCUGGUUCCGGUGGAAUGUUUUUGGCAUACUGUAUGGUUUUCGGAAUGUCCUUGAUGGCCUCACCAAGCUGGCGAUUGAUGCUCGGAGUUCUUUCUGUUCCCUCUCUAAUUUAUUUUGCAUUGACAGUGUUGUAUUUACCCGAAUCUCCUCGAUGGCUUGUGAGUAAAGGAAGAAUGCUUGAGGCAAAACGAGUUCUGCAGAAACUACGUGGCAGGGAAGAUGUUUCAGGUGAGAUGGCUUUGCUGGUUGAAGGUCUGGCUGUUGGUGGGGAGACAUCUUUAGAAGAGUACAUCAUCGGUCCAGCAGAUGAAUUUGUGGAUGAUCAGGAACCAACUGCUGAAAAAGACUCUAUAAAAUUGUAUGGACCUGAGGAGGGCCUUUCCUGGGUCGCCAAGCCUGUGCCUGGACAUAGUAGUCUUGGUCUUGUGUCCCGCCAAGGAAGCAUGGUAAACCAGAGUGUGCCUCUUAUGGAUCCUCUUGUGACUCUCUUUGGCAGUGUCCAUGAGAAGCUCCCUGAGGCAGGGAGUAUGCGAAGCAUGCUAUUUCCCAAUUUUGGCAGUAUGUUUAGUACAGCGGAGCCCCAAGGUAAAAAUGAACAGUGGGAUGAAGAGAGUUUGCAGAGGGAAGGUGAGGGUUAUGCAUCAGAUGCUGGGGGGGCAGACUCUGAUGACAACUUGCAGAGCCCAUUGAUCUCACGCCAAACAACAAGCAUGGAAAAGGACAUGGUCCCUCCUCCCUCCCAUGGAAGCAUUCUAAGCAUGAGACGGCAUAGCAGUCUCAUGCAAGGAAAUGCUGGCGAAGCAGUCAGUAGUAUGGGCAUUGGUGGUGGUUGGCAGUUAGCAUGGAAAUGGUCUGAGAGAGAAUGUGAAGAUGGAAAGAAGGAAGGAGGCUUUAAAAGGAUAUAUUUGCACCAGGAGGGAGUACCUGGAUCAAGGCGUGGGUCUCUUGUUUCACUUCCAUAUGGUGAUGGUCCUGCCGAUGGUGAGUUUAUUCAGGCUGCUGCUCUGGUAAGCCAGCCUGCUCUGUAUUCCAAGGAACUUAUGGAUCAACAUCCCGUUGGACCUGCAAUGGUUCAUCCAUCUGAAACUGUUUCAAAAGGACCAAUUUGGGCUGCUCUUCUUGAACCAGGAGUCAAGCGUGCAUUGAUUGUUGGGAUCGGAAUUCAAAUACUUCAGCAGUUUUCUGGCAUAAAUGGGGUCAUGUACUACACUCCUCAAAUUCUUGAGCAGGCAGGUGUUGAAGUUCUGCUUUCCAACCUUGGCAUUAGUUCGGAGUCUGCCUCUUUCCUUAUCAGUGCAUUCACAAAUUUUUUGAUGCUUCCUAGUGUAGCUGUCGCCAUGAGAUUCGUGGAUGUCUCAGGCAGAAGGACACUGCUGCUCACUACUAUACCGGUGUUGAUAUUGUCACUCAUCAUCCUAGUCGUUGCCAAUGUUUUUGACUUGGGAACUAUCGCUCAUGCAGUAAUCUCAACCAUCUGUGUUAUAGUCUACUUCUGCUGCUUUGUUAUGGGAUAUGGGCCAAUCCCAAAUAUCCUCUGCGCAGAAAUAUUCCCUACACGGGUUCGUGGCCUCUGCAUUGCCAUAUGUGCCCUAGCUUUCUGGAUUUGUGACGUUAUUGUUACCUACACGCUGCCUGUGAUGCUCAAUUCAAUUGGCCUCGCUGGUGUCUUUGGCAUUUAUGCUGCUGUAUGUGUCAUCUCCUUGGUCUUCAUCUUCUUAAGGGUUCCAGAAACCAAGGGUAUGCCCCUAGAAGUCAUCACAGAAUUCUUUGCUGUUGGUGCAAGGCAGGCUGAUAUUACCAAGAAUGAAUGA